Branchiostoma floridae (Florida lancelet) is the source of this 1479-nucleotide messenger RNA. Its product is annotated as zinc phosphodiesterase ELAC protein 1-like. Bases 111 to 1478 code for a protein of 455 amino acids. Lineage: Eukaryota; Metazoa; Chordata; Leptocardii; Amphioxiformes; Branchiostomatidae. Gene Ontology annotation, molecular function: 3'-tRNA processing endoribonuclease activity. The transcript has 11 exons. Gene Ontology annotation, cellular component: nucleus. The record is from RefSeq and is a predicted model, not a curated record.
AGGUCAUGUUUGGUGUUGCACGUUGUAACGCAAGAGUUUACGUGUAGAAAAUAUAGCUCUGCGUUUGUUGUCUGUUUGAUCUUAAGACGUUUUGUGUGAAGUUAAGAAGCAUGUCCAUGGACCUGACGUUCCUUGGCACGGCUUCGUGCUACCCUAUGCCGAACAGAGGGGUUUCUUGCAUCGUUUUUAAGUCAGACCGCCAGUGCUGGAUGUUUGACUGUGGGGAGGGGAGUCAGACCCAGGUCAUGAAAAGCAGCAUCAAGGCAGCAAAAAUCAACAAGAUCUUCAUCACGCACCUGCACGGAGACCACCUAUUUGGCUUGCAAGGCUUCAUGUGUACCCUGAGUCUUAACCUGGCAGAGCAGUCUUCUCAGCAGACGUCUCAGCAGACGUCUCAGCAGACGUCUCAGCAGGCGUCUCAGCAGACGUCUCAGCAGGCGUCUCAGCAGACGUCUCAGCAGACGUCUCAGAAGACGUCUCAGCAGACGUCUCAGAAGACGUCUCAGCAGAUGUCUCAGCAGAUGUCUCAGAAGACGUCUCAGAAGACGUCUCAGCAGACGUCUCAGCAGACGUCUCAGCAGACGUCUCAGCAGACGUCUCAGAAGACGUCUCAGCAGACAUCUCAGCAGACGUCUCAGCAGACAUCUCAGACCCCCUCUGUGGAGAUCUACGGGCCCGUGGGCCUGCGGAGGUACCUCAGGGCGUGUCUGGAACUCUCAAGGUCGCCUAUCAGCUUCUCGUACGUUGUGCACGAACUUGAACCUGUGGAGGAGCAGCUUCCAGGAGACUGGGAGGACUGGCACCCAGAACACACCAGCUGUGGACCGCUCCAUCCUGGUGAGGGGGAGGGCAGGACCAUUCGGAGGGACGAGACAGGAGCCUGGCAUCUAUUUGAGGACAGCAGGUUUGUUGUGAAGGCUGGAGCGAUCUACCACAGAAUCCCCUGCUUUGGGUUCGUCAUACAGGAGAAGACUUUACCAGGCAAACUGGAUGCUGCUAAGCUGAAGGAGUUGGGAGUGCCUCCUGGUCCGCUCUACUCCAGGAUCAAACAGGGGGAGACUGUUACACUGGACAAUGGGCAGGUUAUUGAUCCCAAGGAUGUGGUAGGACCGAGUCGACCUGGAAGAAAAGUGGUCAUACUUGGUGACACCCAUGACCCUUCACCUUUGACCUCCCUGGCCCAGGGUGCAGAUGUCCUAGUUCAUGAGGCGACCCUGGAGAACAGCAUGAGGUCAAAGGCCAUAGAGGUCGGACAUUCCACUCCUGAAAUGGCUGCUACGUUUGCAAAGACGAUAGGAGCCAAAACCCUGAUCCUGACCCACUUCAGUCAGCGGUACAGACCACAGGGGGCAACACUGGAGAAAGGAGAGGAGUCUGUGUGUAAACUUCAGGAGGAGGCAGCAGCCGUGUUUGGGCCUGGUGAUGUCAUAGCAGCUCAGGACCUACAGACUGUACACAUACUACAGCAUAACUCUUAAG